GUUUGUGUCUCGCAGUACCCCGCCAUGCUCAAGUGUUUGCGUUUCUCCCGGUACCUUGUUUUUAAGUUGUUAUAGAUUAAGUAAUAUACCUCUGGAAAUGGGUGAUCGAUACAAUAUUCAUACCCAGUUAGAACAUUUGCAGUCGAAAUAUGUUGGUACAGGUCAUGCUGACACCACCAAGUGGGAAUGGCUAACAAACCAGCAUAGAGAUAGUUGUGCAUCCUAUCUGGGUCACUUCGACACACUUAACUUGUUUGCUAUAUGCGAAAAUGAGUGCAAGGCGAGAGUUCGAUUUAACCUUCUCGAGAAAAUGCUUCAGCCAUGUGGCCCUCCUCCAGAACGUCCUGAGGCAUAGUUUAGUUCUUAAUUCAAAUACUCCAUAGUGUAUUCCAUCAAACUACAACCUCUAACACUUGGUUUUGCCUGAUAAGACCCAAAUAUACGAAAAACAUGAUCAGAGUUCUUUUUGUGUAGUGUGUUGGGUCGCUCAUCAGGAGAAGCGUCAUUCCCUGUGUAUUCUCGUAUAUGCUGUACCAAUUUCACUUUUAAUCAUCCCAAUAGUUUCAUUACUAAUACGUUAACUCAAUUUCGUUAAUAGUUUGUGAUAUUAUUUGGAGCUUGCAAGAUAGAUUCAGCUAACAAUUUUAUAUAGAUUAGUGAUGUAGCUCAACUGCUAGAAUAACUUGAAUAACCAUUCAGUCAGUUGUUUCGAAAGUAAUCGUUCGAAUCAAAUUAUUAAGUUACUGCGUUCUAUGUUUUUCAUGGCAAUAGCAUCUAUGUUUAUGGGAUUACUCGUACUUGUCAUUGUAAUUUGUAAAUAUUUAGAAUCACAGUUCUAGCGUUUUGUCCGGUGGUUCUUCAAUUGGUUUUUGUAACAAGUGACUUAUGUGUCUUACUGUUAACCACGGAAGACCCAUUUCAAUAGUGAAAGACACCUCACACAAAACGUGUAUUAGACAUAUUUCUGAUUAAAUAAAAUGACUUC
This is a messenger RNA of Schistosoma mattheei, 985 nucleotides long. NCBI's taxonomy places the organism in Eukaryota, Metazoa, Platyhelminthes, Trematoda, Strigeidida, Schistosomatidae. The record is from the annotation of a GenBank genome assembly.